AUGAAUCUGUUUCGUCUCGUUGCGGAUCUGAUGCACUUGGCAUCUAUCCUUAUUCUUCUGUUAAAGAUGCAAAAGACACGCUCCGUUGCAGGAAUUUCGUUCAAGACGCAGGCGUUGUAUGCGACGGUCUUUUUGACCAGAUACACUGAUCUGGUGACGACCUAUGUCUCGCUCUACAACACCGUCAUGAAGAUGUUCUUCAUCGCCUCGUCCCUCUACAUUAUCUUCUUGAUGAAGAUCAAGUUCAAGGCCACCAAUGAUCCUCGCCUCGAUACCUUCCAGGUCCAAUACGUCGUCGGAGGUGCCGCCCUCUUGGCCUUGAUCGUCAACUAUACUUUCACCUUCCAGGAGGUAAGAAGAAAGAAAUUGCUUAUCGGAGACUGUUACGAGAACGAUGGCGCUAGUUGA
Molecule: messenger RNA, 408 nt
Organism: Linnemannia hyalina
Lineage: Eukaryota; Fungi; Mortierellomycota; Mortierellomycetes; Mortierellales; Mortierellaceae
Source: the annotation of a GenBank genome assembly